AUGACUCUUCCUACCUUGCCACCAGUUGUUCUUGGGAUGUUACCAAAUUCUACCGUACUUCCACCUCAUUAUCCUAUACAACUAGCUGAUAGAAGUUCAAUUUCUAUGGUGAAUCCCGAGAAUCCACCACAAUACCUGAGUGCUACCCCUGCAUCGUAUUCUUCGUUUGUUCAACAGGACCGACUUCAACCAUCCGCAUUUUAUGCAUCACAGCAAUGGUCUUCACCAGUAUCAGAUAAUGCUCUACCGUAA
Molecule: messenger RNA, 252 nt
Organism: Thelazia callipaeda (thelaziosis nematode)
Lineage: Eukaryota; Metazoa; Nematoda; Chromadorea; Rhabditida; Thelaziidae
Source: the annotation of a GenBank genome assembly